Molecule: messenger RNA, 1347 nt
Organism: Durusdinium trenchii
Lineage: Eukaryota; Dinophyceae; Suessiales; Symbiodiniaceae
Source: the annotation of a GenBank genome assembly
GUGACCUCUUCCAUUUUCAAGCCUACACCCAUGACGCAUCGUGUGUACCGCGUCGGCUGGCUGGUGGUGCCGCUGACAGCCUUCAACGUCCUUUCCUUUCGGCCAAGACCAGCCUUCAGCGCCUUUGGUCGCAGAAGAAGCUCAGUGACCACGCCAAGCACUCCGGCAAAGCGGUCCUUGAGUGGUCGCUACAAAGAGAAGUUAAGACCGUUGGAUGGUGAGGCAGUUACGAAGUUUGUGGAUACGCACUGCCAUUUGGACAUGGUCAUCCCCCGACUCUCACGGCAGAGCCAUGAGGAUGCUCGAAAAGCAAAGGCGCGAGGGGAUUUGCCUCCAAGGAUAUUGAACGCCAGCUACGAGGAAUGGCGCGCUUCUUUGGUAGGCCCAGAGAAGGGCCUGGAAGCCUGUGUGAAUAUCGGCUGUGGUAAAGCCGCCUUGGACGUUGCUGCGUCCUUCUUGCAAUAUGAUGGCAUCUAUGGAGCCUUUGGCAUACAUCCACUACGGGCGGAUGAAUGGGAUAGCGAGGUCGAGCAGAAAUUGGUGCGGAUGAUGUCUAUGGACAAAGUCGUGGCAUGGGGGGAGUGUGGCCUCGACUACUUUGACAAGAUGACACGUGGGCAAGUCAAAGAUGAAAGAACUCGUGGGCUACAACGUGAAGUCUUUGCGCGGCAAAUCAAUCUGGCUGUUUCGUUGAACAAGCCACUGGUCGUUCACACCAGAUUUGCAGAAGAGGACACACUGGAGCUGCUGGAGAAGCAUUUACCUGACUCGCACCCUGUCCAUGUGCAUUGCUUCACGAGCUCCAAUACCUUGGCACAGUCCCUGUUGCAACGCUUUUCAUCCCUGCGUUUGGGCUUCACUGGUGUGGUAACCUUCGCCAAUGCCCCAGAAGUUCGGGACGUGGUCCAACAAGUUCCUUUGGAUCGUAUCUUGCUGGAAACGGAUUCGCCUUACAUGGCACCCGAGCCCUUCCGUGGACGGAUUGCCCAUCCGGGCCACGUCUCCUACGUGGCGGAUGCCAUCGCUCAGGUGAAGGGCGUCUCGCGGAGUCAGGUCCUUGAAACGUGUCGCAGGAACACGAGGCAAAUGUACGGCAUAUAGCGUAACAAUGUACGGCAUAUAGCAAGUAGAUAUUGCAAAACAGAUGAACAUGGAAAAAACCUGCAGAAAUUUGCAGGAGUUGCUCUAAGACAGAGCAGCAAACUAGGAUGUUGCCGAUUGAUUAAAGGGUGCACUACCUCGUUGUCAUGUCUAUAUAGUGGGCUAACUGUGUCACUGUCUCUAUGAGGAGUGUUUGCCGCUUCCUUGAACCGGUGACUUACCCUGUUCUUGAAAGCUCGGGGUCUG